This is a messenger RNA of Erigeron canadensis, 1083 nucleotides long. Its product is annotated as phytanoyl-CoA dioxygenase. Gene Ontology annotation, molecular function: phytanoyl-CoA dioxygenase activity. The record is from RefSeq and is a predicted model, not a curated record. The coding region runs from base 64 to 915 and encodes 283 amino acids. NCBI's taxonomy places the organism in Eukaryota, Viridiplantae, Streptophyta, Magnoliopsida, Asterales, Asteraceae. The transcript has 9 exons.
AAUUUCUACAAGCAACCGCCAUUCCUUAAAAACAUCAGACCAUAAUAACAAACUUGAACCACAAUGACAAUCGCCGGAACUUUGACUUCUGAUCAGCUCCAUUCCUUCAAUUCUCAAGGAUAUUUAGUUAUUGAAUCAUUCUCAAGUAAUGAAGAUGUAGAUGCCUUAAGAAAGAGAAUGGCUCAUUUACUUGAUGGCUUUGAUUCUUCCUCCUCUGCCUCUAUUUUCUCUACCAAAAACCAGCAAAAGACAAGUGAUGAUUACUUCUUUGAGAGUGCCGAGAAGAUUUCUUUUUUCUUUGAAGAAAAAGCGUUUGAUGAUGAUGGAAAGUUAAAGCAAGCGAAAGAGCUCUCUAUAAACAAAGUUGGUCAUGCUUUACAUGAUAAUGACCCCAUUUUCAAAAAGGUCUCGUGCUCGGAUAAAAUGUCUGGCAUAUUGCGCUCAUUAGGAUACAAGAGGCCCAUGAUCAUUCAAUCAAUGUACAUAUUCAAGCAACCAGGUAUCGGUGGUGAAGUGGUUCCACAUCAGGACAAUUCGUUUUUGUAUACCGAUCCACCGAGUUGCACUGGACUAUGGUUGGCCCUAGAAGAUGCCACCCUUGUUAAUGGUUGCUUAUGGGCAAUUCCUGGAUCGCACAAAGAUGGCCUGGUGAGACGGUUUAUUAGAGAUGAUAACGGGGUUCACUUUGACAAGCCAUCCCCGACUUAUGACCAAAAAGAUUUUGUACCAGUUGAAGUAAAAGCUGGAUCUUUGGUCCUUAUCCAUGGUGAUCUUAUUCAUCAAAGUUUUGAAAAUCAAUCCUCGAAAUCAAGGCAUGCUUACAGCUUGCAUGUUAUAGAUACGGAUGGUUGCAAAUUUGCAGCAGAUAACUGGAUUAGAAGGACUGUGGAUCCCGAGCCUCUUUAUGUAUCUUAGUCUGGGCCUGAUUUUACUAUGAAAUCAUACACAUCUAGUUUGCAUUGUCCCCGUUUAUGUAUGUAAUAAUAUCUUUUAAAUUACCAUUCCAUCAACUGAACAUGUAUUAGGAACUCUUUGCAUCUGCUCUUUACGAUAUAUCUACCAAUAAAUAACAACGCUUGGAUA